Messenger RNA from Microthlaspi erraticum, 495 nucleotides. The record is from the annotation of a GenBank genome assembly. NCBI's taxonomy places the organism in Eukaryota, Viridiplantae, Streptophyta, Magnoliopsida, Brassicales, Brassicaceae.
AUGGCUACAACUACAAGUACUACAAACGUAGGUGAAACUCACUUCAGCCGUUUAUGGAGGAAGGACGGGAACCUACGGUACGGGGUUGCGAUGACCAACAUCAUUAUAACACUCAACAUUGCAGCGAUCGUGUAUAUUAAUAUGACAAAACCCAAAAUACACGUAGAUGAUUUAGUUUUGGAAUAUGUCCUUUGUUUCGGUAUGUUCUACAUGACUACUAUCAUGCUUAGUUGCGCGUGUUGGUUUAUGGCAAUGGAUCAUGAUGAAGACGCUGGAUGUUACUUGGCGGGACGCAUCGGUCACACGUUAGGCUUCUCUAUGUUCCUCGGCUUCUUGUAUGCUAUUUCUCCUCGCUUGGCUCUUUACUUUGGUCUACCUUGUUUGCUAUGGUUCAUACCCGCCAUGAUUGCACCUUGGUUUCCUUGUGGAACUUGGUGGAAUUUUGCUAAGCAACCACAACCACAACCACAAUCGACAGUUGCUGAUAUUGUUUGA